AUGUCUUUAUCAAGAUACAACAAACAAUAUCUUGGGUACUUGAAUAAGUAUCCACUUCUUACCAAGUCACUUACCUCAGCAGUAUUUUGCGGACUCAAUGAGACUGUGGCUACGUUUUUAGCGGGCGAGUCAAAGACUUCAAAUGUUCUUGGAAUACCAAUUCCUCAUGCCAUACUGUCUAAAUUAUUUACUAUGAUAUUCUAUGGAGCAUUUAUUGUUACUCCGAUCUCACAUAAAAUGUACGGAGUACUUAAUCGUGUGUUUGGGACCAAAUUGACGCCAAAGAUGAAAAUAGUUCAAUUGUUAACCAGUUUAUCAACAAUCACACCUUCAUUGGUGGCUGUUUAUACGACUUGGUUAUCACUUAUUAAUGGGUACAGACCAGUUGCGGGUAACACCUUGAGUCAAGAAAUCUCCAGAGCUUUUGAAGCAGUUAAAUUAGGCAUGAAAAGAACUUAUCCUCAAUUAUUGAAACUGUCAAUCGUUACUUCACUUUUCACCUUAUCUAUUGCUCAAAACUUUAUAGCUCCAGACUUGUGGGUAGUGUGGAACAUGAUCUCUUCUACUAAAGCUGGUUUAUUAAGAACAUCCACUAAGUACUUAACAACCAGACGUACAAUGAUUACAGCCCAAGCAGUUGUGUACUCACAACAUGGUGAACCUAAAGAUGUGUUGACCACCCACACUUAUGAAAUUGAUGAAACCAAAUUAGAAUCCAAUCAAAUAGUCGCCAAAACAUUGGCAUCUCCUGUUAAUCCUUCUGAUAUUAAUCAGAUCCAAGGUGUUUAUCCAUCAAAGCCUGAGAAGACAACUGAUUUAGGAACCACGGAACCCCUGGCUCCUUGUGGUAACGAAGGUCUUUUCCAAGUGUUACAUGUUGGCUCUGGAGUAUCUGAUUUACAACCAGGUGAUUGGUGUGUUCCUCGUAACGUCAACUUUGGUACCUGGAGAACCCAUGCCUUAGGUACCGCUGAAGAUUUCUUCAAGAUCCCUAAUCCUGAACAAUCCAAAGCUAAUGGUAAACGUAAUGGUUUAUCCAUUAAUCAAGGAGCUACCCUUUGUGUCAAUCCUCCUACUGCCUUAUUAAUGUUAACUCAUUACGUCAAAUUAGGGCCUAAUGAUUGGUUUAUCCAAAACGGUGGGAACUCAGCCGUUGGGAAAUAUGCUAUUCAAGUGGCUAGGAUCUUAGGGUUCAACUCCCUUUCAGUCAUUCGUGAUAGACCAGAUUUGGACAAAUUGAAAGAUCAAUUGACUCUGUUGGGUGCCACCAAAGUCAUCACCGAAGAAGAAAACCUGUCAAAGGAGUUUGGUGCCACCAUCAAAGACUGGACAAAAGAUGGUGAAAUCAAAUUAGCUUUGAAUUGUGUUGGUGGUAAGAAUGCUACCGGAAUUGCUCGUAAGUUGGCUAAAAACGGUAUUAUGUUGACAUAUGGUGGUAUGUCAUUUCAACCAGUUAUCAUUCCAACAAGCUUGCACAUCUUCAAGAACAUUACCAGUGCAGGGUUUUGGGUUACUGAAUUAUUGAGUAGCAACUUUGACUUAAAGCAGAAAUCUUUCAAUCAAAUCAUUGAAUGGUAUGAAGACGGCCAAUUGGUAGAUUCACCUUCGAUUGAGUCUUCUUUUGAUGGUUCAAAGCCUUUGCAUGAGGUUUAUCAAGAAGCAGUAUUGAACUCAAAGAAUGGUAAGCAAUUAGUUGUGUACUAG
This is a messenger RNA of Lizanozyma spartinae, 1704 nucleotides long. RefSeq names its product Etr1p (gene ETR1). Lineage: Eukaryota; Fungi; Ascomycota; Pichiomycetes; Serinales; Debaryomycetaceae. Gene Ontology annotation, biological process: fatty acid metabolic process. Gene Ontology annotation, molecular function: trans-2-enoyl-CoA reductase (NADPH) activity. The coding region runs from base 1 to 1704 and encodes 567 amino acids. The record is from RefSeq and is a predicted model, not a curated record. Gene Ontology annotation, cellular component: mitochondrion. The transcript is spliced from 2 exons.